CCAACCUGCUCGGUGACCCGUCGGUGUUGAUGUACUUCGCCAUCUACUUCAUCGUCGUGAUGUUCGUGAUGUUUGUCAUGUUCGAGCGUGUUACGAUCCUGCGCUGCAUUUUGGUGAUGAUGAAGAAGAUGGCCCCCUCACGCUACGGCAAGGCUGCUGCGGUUGGCCUCGCUACCGACAGCUCGUCCGAGAUCGAGCACACCGGUGCGCGCGGCGGCCGCACUAUCGCCCGCACCAUUGUCAGCAUCCGCGACGCCCCCAUCGUCUUCUUCUGCAAGGUGCCCGACCUCACGAUUAUCAACAAGGCCAUCAUCUACGUGCGUCGUAACGAGCAGACCCACACGCUGCGCAUCGUGCACGUGUUCUCGGACGAGGAGGCGGACGCUCCGGUGCUCGCCUCGUUCCGCGAGAUGGCGGCGCUGUUCGACAGCAUGUACCCGAAGAUCCGCGUGGACUUCGUGUCGGUGCGCGGCGAGUUCGGUCCUGCGAUGAUCGAGUGGCUGUCUCGAUCGAUGAAGGUGCCGCGCAACAUGAUGUUCAUCACGCAGCCAGACUUCCUCUCAGCCGAGCGUGUGUCGACCGUCGGUGUCCGCGUUAUUACGGCAUGAUACAAGCAGUUGCAGCAUUAAUUGCUAGCGUGUGUAAAUACAAGUAUGAGUUCGCUAUGAACUAGAGUUGGGGAUCUUUGAAUUAUUCUGUUGUAAGUAAGCGCAGUGGCCGGAUGCUGGCGUUGUUUGCUGGAACCCGCAUGGAUUCACCACAUCGAUAACUCAAAACAAAAUUCACGGGCUCAGAUGAGAGGGGUCUGCCCGAAGCGAGCCUUAGGAGACAUUCACCGCACCCACGAUUUUACUGUACGGGAGCGAGCCGCUCGUGAUGAUGCAACGCUAACAACCGUCUGAUGCGCUUCUGUAAACAGCGCUGCAAGACUUGCGCUCCAAAAGCUCCAUUCGAGGAGGGGUGACCUCCAUGAUCACUCGAGUGUGUCAGCUUUAGCGCAGGAUGGGCGAGACAUGAGUGCCCGCCUCAACUGUGACGUGCCACAAGCACAAAAACCUGAAAAAGUAUCCUGCGUUCGAGAACAGCUUGAAGUGACUAUGGGAUCAGUAGUCAAGUGGCCCCAUCAGCGACCCGGGGUCUUUUUCCCAUUCGGCUCUCAGUUCUGCAUUUGCCGUGUCAAGCACAAGCGCUUUAGGCGUCUUCAGUACACGGCUUCGUCCGUGGCCGCCAAGUCAGGCAAACUCAUGCCGAUCCCGUUGCUGCUGGUCUCCGCCGUGCUCUUCUUCUUCCGCUUCAUCUACGAGGAAGUGGUCACGGCCAUCCCUAUGAACGGCGGUACCUACAACGCCCUGUUGAACACGACCUCCAAGCGCACGGCGGCCGUGGCUGCCUGUCUCAGUAUCUUGUCGUACGUGGCCACCGGAGUGGUGUCGGCCACGUCCGGUGUGCGAUACCUGAACAACCAGGUCGACAUCCCCAUUGUGGGCUCGACGAUCAUCUUGCUUGGCGCAUUUGCAGUUCUUGCUGUGAUCGGCAUCACGGAGAGCUCCCGCGUGGCUGUGGGCAUCUUCCUGCACCACAUCGUCGUGCUCUUCAUCCUCUUCGUGUCGUGCGUGGUGUACGGCGUCCAGCACCCGCACGUCUUCAAGGACAACAUGCACGCGGGCUACCCCGAGGUGGACUUUGCAGGCUCCAUGCUGGACGGCAACGUGUUCACGGCCAUUUUCUUCGGCUUCGGUGCGUCCAUGCUGGGUAUCACGGGCUUUGAGUCAUCGUCCAACUACGUGGAGGAGCAGCAGCCGGGUGUGUUCCGCAAGACACUGCGCAACAUGUGGGCGCUUGUCACCUUCUUCAACGUCGGCCUUGGCGCUGGUAUUCUUGCGGUGCUGCCGCUGGAGGGCAAGGGCGGCAUCUACGCAAGCUCCGACGACCUCCUCGCCAUGGUCGGCCGGGAAGCGGUGGGAAGCUGGUUCGAGACGUGGAUCUGCAUCGACGCCUUCAUCGUGCUGAGCGGCGCCGUGCUGACCUCGUACGUUGGUAUCUGUGGUCUGGUGCGCCGUCUGUCCACGGACCGUGUACUGCCUGCUUUCCUCGCCAAGACCAACAAGCUCCGCGGAACAAACCACUACAUUAUUGGCAUCUACUUCGCGCUGUCUUCCAGUCUCGUUCUGAUCCUGAACGCGGACGCUACGACGGUUAACGGAGUCUACACGUACGCGUUCCUCGGACUGAUGGCCAUGUUCUCGUGCGCGUGCAUGCUACUGAAGGGCAAGCGCUCGGAGAUCCCGCGCGACAUCCACGCGCCGUGGGCUGCGGUGAUUGUGGGCUUCAUCUUGGUCGUGGUGGCCAUCUUCGCCAACCUGCUCGGUGACCCGUCGGUGUUGAUGUACUUCGCCAUCUACUUCAUCGUCGUGAUGUUCGUGAUGUUUGUCAUGUUCGAGCGUGUUACGAUCCUGCGCUGCAUUUUGGUGAUGAUGAAGAAGAUGGCCCCCUCACGCUACGGCAAGGCUGCUGCGGUUGGCCUCGCUACCGACAGCUCGUCCGAGAUCGAGCACACCGGUGCGCGCGGCGGCCACACUAUCGCCCGCACCAUUGUCAGCAUCCGCGACGCCCCCAUCGUCUUCUUCUGCAAGGUGCCCGACCUCACGAUUAUCAACAAGGCCAUCAUCUACAUGCGUCGUAACGAGCAGACCCACACACUGCGCAUCGUGCACGUGUUCUCGGACGAGGAGGCGGACGCUCCGGUGCUCGCCUCGUUCCGCGAGAUGGCGGCGCUGUUCGACAGCAUGUACCCGAAGAUCCGCGUGGACUUCGUGUCGGUGCGCGGCGAGUUCGGUCCUGCGAUGAUCGAGUGGCUGUCUCGAUCGAUGAAGGUGCCGUUCGGUCCUGCGAUGAUCGAGUGGCUGUCUCGAUCGAUGAAGGUGCCGCGCAACAUGAUGUUCAUCACGCAGCCAGACUUCCUCUCAGCCGAGCGGGUGUCGACUGUGGGCGUUCGGGUCAUCACCGCGUAGCUGGUCCCUAGGCAUGUGAUAAACAGAAACAAAGCGUGUAACGUAAAGAGACGAAUGAACCAGAGCGAACGCAUUUAUUCCUAGAUCCUCUUUACACAGCGGUAGUUUUUGCUUGCAUCUUUAUCUUCGAUGUCACCGUAUUAUCCAUACUACCCUGUGAACCAAAAACGGCGUCCCUAAGAGCAUCUCCAGCGGUGGGUCUUAUCCUAAGGCCCUGGUUUCUCCGUCGGUGUCUGGGGAUAUGGGGAAAACAUCUUUCAUCUCCGACCAGACUCCAACGUCAUCGGCAAAUGGUUCACCUCCGCCAGAACGGGAUCUGACGGCCCCAACGGCUGCCUAGGACAGGCGAUUCAAAACUUUCCGUCCCAAUUGGGCACCAGCGUCCAACGGCGUCGACCAAAGCGUGGUUCUCUCUACCAGGGCGUCGCUUACUUAAAGUCGUUGUUGGCCCUGAUCCCAGCGAUCGUUUGCAAAGAUCUCUCUUGUGUGGACUCGAAUCCAUUCUCUCUUUUUCCGUCUCCAAGCCAAGUCCUCCUCCAGCGCGCUUCACCUCGACAGGAAUCGGUCAUGACGGAGCCCAAUCCUACUGGAGCGUUGUUGGCGCCGUCGCCCACGGCAGUCUACCGCGAAGCGUCUUCACCAAAACUCGCAGUCUGCUCGGUGAACAGCUCGCGAGCGCUGAACCUUCGUCGGCGCAAGAUCGAGAUCGAGGUAGUGGACAACGGCCCCAGAGGACCGGCUUGGCAGUUCCCGGGCUUCGGCACUUCGGAGCACGUCCAGGCCCCUCAAAAUGAGCUGGCCGACAUUCAAGUCGAGCUGAAUCAACCACGCAAACUUCUGGGCGAGCUACCGGCGACUGCUAUCUGUGGCAACGAUAUCCUGUCGAGUGUGCUGUACUCGGCGUCGUCUGUCGCUGCGAAAUCGGGCAAGCUCAUGCCGAUUCCGCUGCUCAUGGUGUCGGCUGUGCUGUUCUCGUUCCGGUUCAUCUACGAAGAGGUGGUGACGGCCAUCCCGCUGAACGGAGGCACCUACAACG
This is a messenger RNA of Phytophthora sojae, 4047 nucleotides long. RefSeq lists its product as hypothetical. The record is from RefSeq and is a predicted model, not a curated record. The transcript has a single exon. The coding region runs from base 1098 to 3011 and encodes 637 amino acids. Gene Ontology annotation, biological process: transmembrane transport; amino acid transport. Gene Ontology annotation, molecular function: amino acid transmembrane transporter activity. Gene Ontology annotation, cellular component: membrane. Lineage: Eukaryota; Oomycota; Peronosporomycetes; Peronosporales; Peronosporaceae.